UGCUCUCUCACCACCUCUCAUCCUACAAAUGCAGAUUUGUGGUAUAAUCAGGGCUCCUCCCAGACUCGCAGCAUUAUUGUAGCCCAGUGUGCAGCUUCAGUUACUGGCUCCGGAGUUGGCUUUACUUGUGUGAUCUCUGCUCUAGUAUCAAGAUGCCUAACUGGGGUGGUGGAAAUAAAUGUGGAGCCUGCGGCAGAACAGUGUACCAUGCUGAGGAGGUGGUGUGUGAUGGGAGAAGUUACCAUAAAUGCUGCUUCCUGUGUAUGGUCUGCAGAAAAAAUCUGGAUAGCACAACCAUGGCUAUUCAUGAUGAUGAAAUUUACUGCCGAUCAUGUUAUGGCAAAAAGUACGGACCAAAAGGGUAUGGGUAUGGCCAAGGAGCUGGCACGCUCAAUAUGGAUAGGGGUGAAAGACUUGGCAUUAAGCCAGAAACACAGACAUCACGGCCCAGUACAAAUGUAAACCCUUCAAAGUUUGCUCAGAAAUUUGGAGGAGCUGAAAAGUGUCCUAGAUGUGGAGAAUCUGUAUAUGCUGCAGAAAAAAUAAUGGGUGCAGGAAAGCCAUGGCAUAAGAAUUGUUUCAGAUGUGCGAAAUGUGGAAAAAGUCUAGAAUCAACAACUUUAACUGAAAAAGAAGGAGAAAUAUAUUGCAAAGCUUGUUAUGCGAAGAAUUUUGGACCCAAAGGAUUUGGCUAUGGCCAAGGAGCAGGUGCACUUGUUCAUGCACAAUGAGAAAAACCCAGAGUAUUCUUUACUCUUCUACCUUUUGUGUAACUAGACAAAGUGAUCUUCUGUACUAAUCACUGUGAAACCUGCACUAGCAUUUCUAUACAGUAGAAUAUCCAUGGAUUACUCUAUGCUUGUUAUGUGUCCAGUUGUCUGAUAUAUAUUUGCAGACAACCUCUUUGUAUUACUUACUAUUUGUGAAUAAAAAAAAAUCAGUUGUGUCCCAGUAAAA
This is a messenger RNA of Bombina bombina (fire-bellied toad), 957 nucleotides long. It is a transcript of the gene CSRP2, whose product is annotated as cysteine and glycine rich protein 2. Gene Ontology annotation, cellular component: nucleus; cytoplasm; Z disc. Gene Ontology annotation, molecular function: structural constituent of muscle; actinin binding. The transcript is spliced from 6 exons. NCBI's taxonomy places the organism in Eukaryota, Metazoa, Chordata, Amphibia, Anura, Bombinatoridae. The record is from RefSeq and is a predicted model, not a curated record. The coding region runs from base 153 to 731 and encodes 192 amino acids. Gene Ontology annotation, biological process: muscle tissue development; sarcomere organization.